Messenger RNA from Misgurnus anguillicaudatus (oriental weatherfish), 10250 nucleotides. RefSeq names its product zinc finger protein 462 (gene znf462). Gene Ontology annotation, cellular component: nucleus. The record is from RefSeq and is a predicted model, not a curated record. Gene Ontology annotation, biological process: positive regulation of transcription by RNA polymerase II. Lineage: Eukaryota; Metazoa; Chordata; Actinopteri; Cypriniformes; Cobitidae.
CGGGGAAUGUCGGGAAGCGCACGGGUCGGUCGGCCGGUCCGACGCGAGCGCUUCGCCGAGCUGGAAGCCAUUGCGCGGAUUCGGAGCUCCGCGUCCAUUUAGAGACGCGACGCGUCCGGGCGCGCUCAUUACGUCCUGUGACGUUACAGUGUUAGUAUGUGUGGACGACGGGGGGAAAUAACGUUCGAGUGUAACGGCGGCGGGCGUCGCUCGCGGGUUCCGGGUGUUUGUCGCCGCAGGUUCACAAUGACACGCGGGGAAAAUGGAGUCUCAAUGGAGCCUGAAGAACAAAGGUUGAGUUUCUUCACCGCCUGGACCUGGAGACACAGUUUCCCUGAUUUUCCAGGGAGUCGUGAGCAAUGGAAGUGCUGCAGUGCGAUGGCUGUGAUUUCCGCGCAGACUCCAACGAUGAGCUCAAAGCGCACAUACAGGACGUCCACACGGCAUUCCUGCAGCCCGCUGAGGUGCGAGAGGAAGACGAAUCUCCCCGAAGGUCCAGAUCAAACUCCUUAAACUCCCUCAGCCCCUUAGAGGACGAUGAAAACCAUUACAGCUCAAUGAGAAAGGGUACAGGCCUCAAUACCUUGAACAAAGACCUCGGGCACUUCUCUGGUUCAAAACAAACAAAACCUAAUCAGUCAUCAAAACCUUUGUGCAAACCAUUUUUUCAGUGCAAGUUCUGCGUGCGCUACUUCAGAUCCAGCACUCUUCUUAGUGAACACACAAGGAAGGUCCACGGUAUUACUGGAGAAGUUUCACUAAGCGACGAGAGCUCCUUCAACAUUUCCAAGCAGUCCGCCAGCACAGUUACAACUCAAGGCAGUGUAGGAACGAUCUUCUCUUGCCAGUAUUGCAAUUAUAAAUCCCCACACAGAGCACGAAUUCUCAAACACCAGAAAGUGCAUCACAAAGAUGGUCUACCAGGCCACUCGAGUUCGCCUGUGGCGGCAAAGGUUGCCGAUGUGGACUCCGAUGUCUCCUCCACUGAAGAACGGUGCGAAGAGUCACAGAGAGAUGUUCUAGAACAUCACGUGCUGGAGUCUAUGAUUAAACCCCAGUCAAAGGGAAGCUUUAACUGUGAGUGGUGUGGCUUUCAGACAUCACAACGGCAGCCAUUAGCUAAUCAUAUGAUGAAGAAACACCGUAACAUGGUGAAGAUCAUGGCAUCAUUGCAGCAGCCCAAGAUACAGGAUGGAAGCGCUGGAUCCAGCAAGUCUGAUUCUGCCUCGUCAAGGAGAAGCACUCCAACCUCCAGUCUGGUACUGAAUGAUCUAGCUAUCAAUGAAGGUUCCUCCAUGAAUCCCUCAUCAAUCAAAGGAUCCUCUGGCAGCGCAUCACUUAAGGCCACUAAAGGGAUAUCAAAUUUUCAAUACGCACCGCUCGCAGCAAAAAUACCCAACAGCACAGGAUCUUCCAUACUGUCCGAGAGAUCCACUUUCACCAUGUCAGAUAUGUCUAGCUCUGGUGUGGCUCUAGAUGCCAGCACAUUGAAUGAUUCUAGAAGCAGUUCAGAUGAUGAGGUCUGUGACUUGGAUGACCCUAGUUAUACAGAGCCAGCUGAGGAUUCCACUAAGCUGCUUCUCUCAAAGGAGGAUAAUGAUCUGCUGGAAACUAAAGGAGUUCCCUUCAGAAGACACAUGAAUAGGUUCCAGUGCCCUUUCUGCUCUUUCUUAACCAUGCACCGGCGUAGUAUUUCUCGUCACAUAGAAAACAUACACUUGUCUGGUAAAGCUACGGUGUAUAAAUGCGACGAGUGCCCCUUUCUCUGUACCAAUCCACUAAAACUCGACACACACAAAAAAUGUCACGCUGGCUCCUCUGAAUGGGAUACCAUGGACUUGACCGGUUACAGUCCGGACGGUCAUACCGAACGCUCGGAGCCGGUAAAUGGGGGGAACGGCAGCUCUAAAGUCAAUGGAAAAAAAUCCAAUACAUCCGAAGACCAGCAGGGUCCUCAUCGGUGCUCACUGUGCAACUUCUCUACUACGACGCUAAAAGGCUUACGUGUCCACCAGCAACAUAAACACUCGUACUGUGAUGGUACACAAGUCACGACUCGUUCAACACAAGACGGCUCGUUCAACGAGCAGCACGAUUCGGAAUUGGAGUCGCACAGUUCCUCGAGCUUUGUUCAAAAAACUCAAACAUCCAUCUUGGGAUUUUCAAACAAAAAGCACCUCAUCGGCAAAACGGCCAGAAAAUCCAUCAAUGAUUUGCCCUUGGAUCUUUCUCCGGUCAAGAAAAGGACGAGGAUCGAUGAAAUUGCAAAUAAUCUCCAGAGCAAGAUCAGUCAAAGCCAACAGCAUGAGGAUGUGAUUAAUCUCGAGGAGAUGGAUGGUGAUGUUGAGGAGAAUGGGAAUCACAUCGAUUUUGAAACGAGAGAAAACUGUGAAGUUCGAGAUGUUCAGCGCUACACGUUCAACACUCAGCAGCUUCAUGUCAGACACAGUGGAGGGCUUCAGACUGAGCGUGGCGUUGGGAAAAGAAAACGCAAUUUGCAGUCCAAGCUCAGCUCAAGAAACAUUCCUGUUCAAGUCACUAUUUCUGAUGAUGAGGAUGAAUCUAAAGAUGCCCACGAUCAAAGCAGUCAAGAUGGCAGAGACAUUUAUCAAGACAAUAUCGAGUACACAGAGGAACCUGGGAACUUGUUCUAUUGCAAACACUGUGAGUACCAAAACAAAUCAGCUCGCAGCGUCAGCACACAUUAUCAGAGAAUGCACCCUUAUAUCAAGUUCAGUUUCAGAUAUAUUCUAGACCCGGAGGAUCAGAGCGCAGUCUUCCGGUGUCUCGAGUGCUUCAUUGAAUAUAACAGCUUUAAUGAUCUGCACCAGCACUAUAUGACACUUCAUCCAGAAGCGAGCAAUGUCUUAAACUUCAACCAGCCGGAUCUGGUAUAUAUGUGCCGUUUCUGUUCCUACACCAGUCCGAAUGUGAGGAGCCUGAUGCCGCAUUAUCAAAGAAUGCACCCUUCGGUGAAGAUCAAUAAUGCUAUGAUUUUCUCCAGCUAUAUGGUUGAUCAGCCUCAAAAGGGAGCUGCUGAGUCCCAAACACUGAGAGAAAUCUUAAAUUCUGGACCAAAGAGUUUCAGCUCCGCCUCGCCUGGGUCCAGAUCAUCUUCAAGUCCCGCUCUCAAAAACAUCUGCAAAACCCCUGACGCAAACCUAGAGGCUGAAGCCUUUAGAGAGGGUCUCGGUGGAAACACGGUGGUGUACGACUGUGAUAUUUGCUCUUUUUCAAACCCCAACAUGCACUCGGUAUUAGUCCAUUAUCAGAAGAAACACCCUGACCAGAAAGCUUCAUACUUCCGCAUACAGAAAACCAUGCAUGUCAUAUCUGUUGACAAAGCACAGCUGUCGAGCAACUCGGCCUACGGCUCGUCUAACACGCCAAAGUCUUCGAACGUUAUCCUCCCUACAGCUCAGGAUGAAGACUUGUACUACUGCAAACACUGUGUCUACAAUAACCGGUCUGUAGUGGGUGUUCUAGUCCACUACCAAAAACGUCAUCCAGAGAUUAAGGUAACAGCAAAGUACAUAAAGCAGGCACCACCAACCCCAGGACUUAUGAAGCUUAUGGAUGAGUUACAGAUCGCACCCCCUAAACAGUUUCUAAAGCAGUUUAAUAACAACGGAACCGAAGUCCCAAAUAAAUCUAAAUCUGACAAAGGGGAAUCUGAAAUGCUUUUCUUUUGCCAACACUGCGACUACGGAAACCGCACUGUCAAGGGAGUCUUGAUACACUACCAGAAGAAGCACAGGGAUGUAAAAGCAAAUGCUGACCUUGUCCGUAGACAUACAGCUGUGGUUCGGAGUCAAAGAGAAAGAGCACAGAUGAUCCAAGCUGGAAGCUCUGGAUCGAAUGUGACCGUAGCUACCGAAGCCGAAAAAUCCAAGCCGUUGCGAUCUUUGAAGUGCAGACACUGCCCCCACACGUCUCCUUACGUUUAUGCCCUGAAGAAGCAUCUGAAGAAGGAUCAUCCUACUGUGAAGGCCACAGCCAUGACUAUCUUACACUGGGCUUAUCAGGAUGGUGUAUUGGAGGCUGGUUAUCACUGUGAGUGGUGCAUAUAUUCUCAUGCCGAACCCAGCGGCCUGCUCAUGCAUUACCAAAGACGCCACCCGGAGCAUAACGUCGACUACGCGUACAUGGCCAGCAAGCUGUGGGCUGGCCCAGAUACUUCCACCAGCAGACAGGCUGGCAACUCAGAAACGAAGCAUUACCAAUGCAGAGACUGUGCCUUUGAGGCUUGUUCCAUAUGGGACAUUACUAACCAUUACCAAGCGGUACAUCCCUGGGCCAUCAAAGGUGAUGAGUCCGUACUCAUUGACAUUAUCAAGGGGAACCGACCCUCAGAAAAAGUGCUCCCACAGCUGGCCAAAGGACACUCUUCCAUGUCUAGUUCGUUCUGCAGUGACCAACAGGAAGAGGGCGGAGCUGAAAUUGGCCACCUGACACACGAUCGGCACCCUAAUAUGUCUCUGUCUGCAAGCUCGUCUAUCUCCAACAACCCUUACCAGUGCACUGUGUGUUUGUCUGAGUACAACAGUCUUCACGGACUCCUGACCCACUAUGGCAAAAAGCACCCGGGCAUGAAGGUGAAAGCCGCCGAUUUUGCUCAGGAAGCGGACAUCAACCCAAGCUCCGUAUACAAGUGCAGACACUGUCCGUACGUGAAUUCUCGUAUCCACGGUGUUCUCACACACUACCAGAAACGACAUCCGUCCAUCAAGGUCACAGCCGAAGACUUUGCAGAUGAUGUCGAGCAGGUCGGCGAAGUAGUUAGCGAAGGGGAUGAGAGGUCAAAAACGCAGAGGCAGGGCUAUGGUGCGUAUCGCUGCAAGAUGUGCCCUUAUACACAUGGCACUUUAGAGAAACUAAAGAUACACUAUGAGAAAUAUCAUAACCAGCCUGCGUCAGACAUGUUCAACUCGAAUGCAGCACAAUCGCCGGCCGAAAGAGACGAUUCCAUUGCAGAAUGCAGUAACAGCAGCGUGACGCGAGCGUCCGAGGUCUGCGACUACGACGUCAAGCUCUCUGAACUUGCAAAGAGCGACCAGCACGCGGUGUUCAAAUGUCAGCUUUGCAAAUACUUCUGCUCUACGCGCAAGGGUAUCGCUCGCCACUACCGGAUCAAACACAACAAUGUGAGAGCUCAGCCUGAGGGUAAGAACAAUGUUUUCAAAUGCGCCCUCUGCUCUUACACCAACCCCAUCCGCAAAGGCCUUGCCGCUCACUACCAAAAACGCCACGACAUCGAUGCUUACUACACGCAUUGUUUGGCAGCAUCCAAAACAUUGAGCGAGAAACCCAACAAGGUGAUGGUGCCCUUGACAUCAGAGCCGGAGACUCCGGCGAUGAGCGAGGAACUGAAGCUGGCGGUGGACCGAAGGAAAUGUUCGCUGUGUUCUUUUCAGGCGUUCAGCAGGAAGAGCAUCGUCUCGCACUACAUCAAACGCCACCCGGGAGUCUUUCCAAAAAAGCAGCCCUCCAACAAACUAAGCCGUUACUUUACUGUGAUCUAUGCUGACGAGCCAGAGAAACCUCCCUCCGCGGAGAUUGUAAACGUAGUUGAGGUAAAAGACGAGGUGGAAGCCGAGGGUGACGUAGAGUGGCUUCCCUUUAAAUGUCUGAAAUGUUUCAAGCUCUCGUUUAAUGCGGCAGAGAUGCUGGUGACGCAUUACAAUGACGGUCACGGCGAAGAACUCAAGCGGGACUUUGUCACCAUUCCCAGCCCUGCAGAAGAUGGGACGGAGCUCUAUCAGUGCACCCACUGUGAAAUCAAAUUCUUGGCCCUUCCAGAACUCGCUGUCCAUCUGAUGAACCACAAUGAGGAUUUCCAGAAAAGAGCCAUGAGACAGGAACGGAGAAAACAGCUUCAAAGCAAGAUAAAGACGGCGGAGCCACUGGACGCCAAACCUGAGAAUAAGGUGGAAAACACAGCCGAUAAAACUCCGGCUGGUUACAGGUGUAACUUUUGUGUCGAGGUCCACUCCACCCUCCGUGCCAUCUGUAACCAUCUGAGGAAACACGUGCAGUACGGCGAGGCCAAAGAAGGUCACGUGAAGCAUGAAGCUGUAGAGAUGCCUGUCGCUCCUGCAGUGGUCGGGAACUCCAACGGUGACGUAGAGGAUGCGGUUGCCGUGGACGCUGACCCUUCGGAGACCGUUUCGCCACCGUCCGCUGUCACCAUGGAAACAGAGGAGUCUGUGCCCGUAGAAACGGUGCCGGCGGAGGAGGAGAAGACGCGAGCGGUUCCCGGGCAUCCGUGCAGCAUGUGUAACCGCAUGUUCAUGUCCAUGCAGGGCCUGCGCUCUCACGAGAGAAGCCACUCGGCUGUAGCGCUCAUCAGUAGAGAUGACAAAUACAGCUGCCAGUACUGUCAGUUCUCUUCUCCAUUCAGACACAAUUUAGAUCGUCACGUUCAGUCUCAUCAUGGACAUCAGAAGCCGUUCCGCUGUAAGUUCUGUCCCUUUAAAUCUUCAUACUUGAGUCGUCUGAAGAGUCAUCUGCACAAAGCACACGCAGGUGAGCACACGUAUAAAUGUUUCUCCUGUCCGUUCUCCACCACGACCAUCAGUCAGCUGAAGGAUCAUUCACUGCAGGAACACGGAGAAACUCUCACACUGCCUAAACUCCGAGCCGGAGCCGCACUGCGAUCCACACGACCCAACACUGAAGAAACAACUGAAGAGUCCAAUGGUGAGACGAGAGUGGUUUCCGAGCCGGUCAGGUAUCUGGAACCGACAGAUGUUCAGCAGCAGUUAAGUCACUUCCAGCUGUCGUCUCAGAGCGAGGUUUCCUCCGGCCCAUCCGUCGGCGCGGCGUCUUCUCUGGCGGCGGAUGGUCCGGUUCCUCCCGCUCGACCUGACUGCAUCCUCACCUGUGAGUUCUGUGAGUUCAGCUCCGGUUACAUGCAGAGUCUGCGCAGACAUUAUCGUGAUCGCCACGGUGGAAAAAAGCUCUUCAAAUGCAAGGACUGCUCGUUCUUCACCUGCUACAAAUCGACCUUUACGCUGCAUGUGGAUGGCGGUCAUCCCAGCAGUCCUGAAGAGAUUCCCAAAGAUCUGCGCUGUCCGUUCUGUCUCUACCACACCAAACACAAGAGUAGCAUGAUCGACCACAUCGUCCUGCACAGAGAGGAGCGUGUCGUACCUCUGGAGGUGUCAAGGUCGAAGCUCUCUCGUCACCUGGAGGGCGUGGUCUUUUGCUGUCAUAAAUGCACGUUCACGUGUUCCAGCGAGCAGAACCUUCAGCAGCACCUGGAGAAACACGAGGAACCGAAGCCCUAUCAGUGUCAGCUGUGUUACUACGACAGCAAAGUCCUGCAUGAGCUGGAGAUUCACCUGCAGCACGAGCACAAGGUGAUCCGUAACUUUGAGCUGGUGGGACGGGUGAACCUGGAUCAGCUGGAGCUGCUGAAAGAGAAGAUGAGGGAGACGAGCGGCAGUGAGGAAGAGGAAAGAGAGGAAGCAGAGAACAUGGAGGAGGAGGAGGAGGAAGAGGAGGAGCUGAUGGAGGAGACGGAGGAAGAAAAGGUGACAGAGAGUCAACAAGAGGAGCCCCCCAGUGACCGGUCGAAUGUGACGGGUGUUGUGGAGUCUCCGGGCAGCAGCACCGUGAAACGAUAUCCAUGCGAGUUCUGCGGUCGAACGUUCACGCUCGACACGGAAUGGGAACGUCACGUCCUUCGGCACGGCAUGACUGUUAAUGGCAGCAAGAAGGACAGCGGUCCUCUGCCCUCCACCGGAUCAUCGACUCUGAUUGGUCCUGCGUCUGUGAUUGACAGAGGCCUUGACUUAUCCAGUAACACUGUGGAUCCUGUGAGAGCGGUUCAAUCUGACCGGUCCAAGAUUCAAAACGAGGAGAUGCUGGAGACCAAAAACGACCCUUAGGAGAAAAAUGAAAGCAUUGGUUUUGGAUCAUCUGACACGGUUAAGAAUGUUGUAUGUUUGGUUUUCUGUUCAUCUGUUCUAGAUCAUUCAUUUUGAUGCAGAACAAAAUCGGCUGCUGCGUUAAUCUUUAGUUAAAAAGCUCACGCGUAAUCGUCCCGGUUUGGAGUAUCAGUAGAUGACGUGUUAAACAUCGACGUUUCCAGUUGUUUUACGUUCUUCGUGUUUGUUUCGUCGCUAAAUCUUACACUGAAUUUUACAAAGUGUGACUUGGUCCCUCAGGACAGAUGUUGAUAUAUUGGUAACCAAUAGUGAAUGAAACUGACAGGCGAUUAUUCCGAUGGGAUCCCGGGUCCCUCCGGCUGCGGGUUUGCUUUGCACGUCUUACAGCUUUGUUUCCAUCGUUAAACUAAAGAAAUAUCCCAACUCUUCUCACAUCCACGCAAUGUUCCAAGCACUUUUGUGAUUCAUAUGUAAACGUACACUAAACAUGAUAGCGUACAGUCAAUCUAGAGUAAAUAAACCGAUGUCUUCCACCGCAGUGAACGCACACUGAUAGUCUUGAAGACGGUGUGUAUAUGUGCUUCACAAGCUCAGAGCUUUCUGUCCUUUAAAUAAGAGGCCAUUCAUCCAGAACGCUCUCUCCGUUACCGACGACCCGCCCAUUCCAUCGAAAUACCGCCUGACAGUUUCAGUUUUUUACAUUUUAGCCUUGUGUUAAUCUUCCUGUAGCUAAAUUCCUUAAGGAAUAGUCUCAUCUUAUUUAUCUAGAUAUCACAAGUUUGUUCGUUUUUAUCAAUAGAUAUUUUAGAGAAUCAAAACUUCCCCCCAAAAAAAACUUGUAGCAAAUUGCUACUUUUGAAGACUUUGUAUCGCUCUCGUUUUCCCCGACGCUUCACUUUGACUUUAGUGACGGCCUGCGAGUCGCUCAACAGACGACGUUAAAUCAUUAAAGAUCUAUCUGCUGAUCUCAGGUCGUUUCCUGCAUUUGGAACGUAAAGGAUCUCGAUCUGUGUCUGAUCAGAUCAUCUUUAUAUUCUGGGUUUAAAACUACUAAACUCUGUUGACAGCAUCAUGUUGGGUACCACAGAAAAUCAUUUCAUUUAUAAGAAAAGCAAAAAUAAUGCCUAAAGUCUUUUUUGGGGAAUCAAUAAAAAACAAUGAAUGGACUUCUGUGUGAUCGUUUACAUGAAGCGGCAUUGGUAAUGCAACUACAUUAUAGAUCAUGUAAGACACAUUUUAUAUGAACAAAUAUUCUAGUCUGACACUAGUUGAGCAUGUCACCGUUGAAUUGAGCUUAACUCGUUUUGAAUCAAGAAUAUUUCAAUUGCAGGAAACAAUCGAGUAAAAGUUCAUUGCUUCCAAAGCUUCUCACGUGAGUCCCGUUUGACUGCCUGCGUUUCUGUACGUCGCACUUAUUGAUGGCAUGAGAUAAAUGAAGAAAACUAUAAGGCUGAGAUUGAAUGUUGCGGGACGUUGCUGCUGGAAAACCCCAAAGCCUUAUCAGACUCCAGAUGCUUCCGUCCAGCGUCUGUUGCAUUGAGGAAGCAGAAUAUUAUUGGUCAUACGAAACACGUUUAUCAUGAGCAACUUACACACAAGUACAGAAAACAAAACAAAACAAAAUACUUUUCUUGGUACCAAAAGUUUCGCUUCCCAAAGUUCUGGCUGGUAGCCCGAGAUAUGAUUGUCUUACCCGAGCAUUGCUGACAGGAAACCCAGCUGCCUUCUGGGUAAUAUGUGCAUGCCGUUCUGCAGCCAUGUAUAAACGUCCAAACUCCUCAUAAGUGUUGAAAAAACUGUGCUGUUUCAGAAAGAAUCUGUUCAUUUUAAAUGUUGUUCUGAUAUUUAACUUAAAAAAAGAGAGAGAAAGAAAGAGAGAGAAGAAUAGAAAGAAAAAUACAAAGCCAAUAGAAUAAUGUUUUUUGUUUUUUUAGCUCUCAACUGUUCAAUGCUGUUGUAAAAUGUCUGGUUAAGAAAAACAAUAAAAACAAAGUCUCCUUUUGUACCUUUAAAUCCCUGAGUUUCCUUCAUAAGGAGCAGUCCAGCCUUUCUGAAACGUAGAGAAACAUGACAGAAAUCAGCUUUUGGCUGUGGUAACACACUGGAUAUAUAUCUGUAUAUAUAUAUACGCUUUAGGCUUUAAUUCUCUCUUCCUGUUAAAGGUGCACCAUAGUUGAACUUAACUUCCUCUUCUCCAUUUGGCCUUCUGUGAUAAUCCUGAUGAUUUCUGAUGGUUGCUCGUGAUGUCGACUAGACUGGUUGUUUACAAUUUUAUUCCUUUCAUUUCUCUAUAUUCUGUAAAUAUUGUAAUUCAUUGUCUUUUUUUAACUUGGUAAUAAAGUUAUCAGAUAACGUAAA